Molecule: messenger RNA, 2313 nt
Organism: Closterium sp. Naga37s-1
Lineage: Eukaryota; Viridiplantae; Streptophyta; Zygnematophyceae; Desmidiales; Closteriaceae
Source: the annotation of a GenBank genome assembly
AUGUUCCUCUCCCCUUUCUCCGCUUCCCCUGCACUCGCCCGCAAACCCGGCCACACCACCACCGUGUGGCUCGAGGAGUGUGAGCUGCACAUGACGGCAGAGGAGUGUGAGCUGCACAUGUCGGCAGAGGAGUGUGAGCUGCACAUGACGGCAGAGGAGUGUGAGCUGCACAUGACGGCAGAGGAGUGUGAGCUGCACAUGACGGCAGAGGAGUGUGAGCUGCACAUGACGGCAGAGGAGUGUGAGCUGCACAUGACGGCAGAGGAAUGUGAGCUGCACAUGACGGCAGAGGAGUGUGAGCUGCACAUGACGGCAGAGGAAUGUGAGCUGCACAUGACGGCAGAGGAGUGUGAGCUGCACAUGACGGCAGAGGAGUGUGAGCUGCACAUGACGGCAGAGGAGUGUGAGCUGCACAUGUCGGCAGAGGAGUGUGAGCUGCACAUGACGGCAGAGGAGUGUGAGCUGCACAUGUCGGCAGAGGAGUGUGAGCUGCACAUGACGGCAGAGGAGUGUGAGCUGCACAUGACGGCAGAGGAAUGUGAGCUGCACAUGACGGCAGAGGAGUGUGAGCUGCACAUGACGGCAGAGGAGUGUGAGCUGCACAUGACGGCAGAGGAGUGUGAGCUGCACAUGUCGGCAGAGGAGUGUGAGCUGCACAUGACGGCAGAGGAGUGUGAGCUGCACAUGUCGGCAGAGGAGUGUGAGCUGCACAUGACGGCAGAGGAGUGUGAGCUGCACAUGACGGCAGAGGAGUGUGAGCUGCACAUGACGGCAGAGGAGUGUGAGCUGCACAUGUCGGCAGAGGAGUGUGAGCUGCACAUGACGGCAGAGGAGUGUGAGCUGCACAUGACGGCAGAGGAGCAAGUGGACAGUAUUUUGAGGCGCCUCAAAUCAGCUACUGCACCAGCACUGACAGCAGAAGCAUGGGACACGUGGCAUCCUCUGAUCACCAAGAGACAAACGAAAAAGGGCCGCCUUCGUCUCGUUAUGAAGUACUUUUCUGUACACCCAUUUCCUCCUCUUGCUAACCAGCAAGUUUACUCGCCCGCUCCCCUCCUCCCUGCUGACCGACAAGUCUACCCCUCUGCUCCUCCGCCUCCUGCUAACCAUCAGGAAUACCCUCCAGCCUAUUCCCCCGCUCCUCCCCCUCCUGGUAACCAGCAGGACUACUACUCCGCUCCUCCGCCCCCUGCUAACCAGCAGGAAUACCCCCCCCGUAUUCCUCCCCCUCCCCUUUCUAACCAGCAAUCCUACCCCCCUGCUCCUCCGCCCCCUGCUAACCAGCAGGAAUACAAUCCCACUGCUCCCCCUCCUCCUUCUAACCAACUGCUCUAUUCCCCCACUCCUCCUCCUUCUAAUAAGCAAGAAUAUUCCCCUGCUCCUCCCCAUCCUGCUAACCAGCAAAACUACUCCCCCGCUCCUCCUCCCCCUGCCACCCAGCAAAACUACUCCCCUGCUCCUCCUCCCGCUGCUAACCAGCAAAACUACUCCCCCCACGCUCCUCCUCCUUCUCCGCCUCUUCCUCAAUCAGCAGCGCCUGCAGCAAGUGAUUCUUGGGGCUCCAAUGCUCCCUCUGCUGCUGCUCCCUCUGCUGCUGCUCCAUUUGCUGCUGCUCCCUUUGCUGCUGCUCCCUUUGCUGCUGCUCCCUCUGCUGCUGCUCCCUCUGCUGCUGCUCCCUUUGCUGCUGCUCCCUUUGCUGCUGCUCCCUCUGCUGCUGCUCCCCCACUGCCCUCCCCCCCUCCCACCUACCCCUCUCCCUCCCCACCCGCCAACCCUCCUCCCAAUUACCCUUACAGCUACACCCCUCAAUCCGCGGCAACAGCUGAGUAUUCCCAGCAGCCAGCAGCCAGUGCAGGGCAGAAGCAGCCCGUGCAGGCAGCUGCUAGUGCAGGAGAGUACACAGGGGGGGGGUUUGAGGCGUCUCAAAACUCGUCUCCUUACAGCUACACCCCUCAAUCCACGACAGCAGCAGAUUAUUCCCACGAGCCAGCAACUAGUGCAGGAAGACAGCAGCAGUCAGUGCAGGGAGCACCUAGUGCAGGAGAGCACAUAGGGGGGGGCGGGGCGGCUGUAGCAGCAGUUGGGGCGGCAAUGGGUGCUCUGGCUAUUGGUGCUGCUGGGAGCGGAGGCCCCUAUCCCCCUCCCCCAUACAGCUACCCUCCUCCUUCUCCUCAACUCGCCCCCUACGGAUAUCCCGGUUACCCCCCACCUUCUCAAGCUCCCCCCUAUGGCGCCCAGCGUGUGGUGGUUGUGCAUCAUCAUGGCCAUCAUGGUGCGUGUGAUAGUGUGAGUUUGCGUGCUCUAUUGCGAUAG